This is a messenger RNA of Macroventuria anomochaeta, 985 nucleotides long. RefSeq names its product acyl-CoA N-acyltransferase. The coding region runs from base 81 to 794 and encodes 237 amino acids. Gene Ontology annotation, molecular function: acyltransferase activity, transferring groups other than amino-acyl groups. NCBI's taxonomy places the organism in Eukaryota, Fungi, Ascomycota, Dothideomycetes, Pleosporales, Didymellaceae. The transcript has 2 exons. The record is from RefSeq and is a predicted model, not a curated record.
CUCACUCUCCUAUCCCUGUUUUCUUCCCCUUCCAUUUCUGUGGUGACACCUAGACCUACCCAAAACCUAUACACAUCUCCAUGGCUAUCUCCAAAACAUCCCCCUCGCCCAAGAUGGUCAACCCAGGCAACCCCGACCUCCAAGUCUCCCUCCUCAAACCGGAAGAAGCAGAACAGUACAUGCACAUCCGACACGAAGUCUUCCGGCCAUCAGUCAACAACAUCCUUUACUCGCGCGGCGAGCCCUCACAAGAAACCCUCGCCCGCGUAACCGAGGAGAUCCGCGACGGAGUCGUAAACAAAGGCAUCUUGUAUCUGAAGUGCGUCGACACAACGACUGGGGAGAUUAUCGCGGGCGCAAGAUGGCGGUGCGUUAUGCCAAAGGAGGAGGGCGCGAGUGAGCGGACGUGGGAAGAGGUGGAUGAGGGGUUUGAGAGGAGCGAGCCGUAUGAUGAGAGUGAUCCGAAGUUGUUUCACGCUUUACACGAUCUCUUCAGCGAAAACAAGAGGGCGAUUCUGGGAACUCGGUCACACUACGUUCUCGAUACUUUGGUCACGCUGGCCAACCACGAGAGGAGAGGUGCUGGCAGUAUGCUCGUGCGCUGGGGCACCGAAAGAGCGGACGAGGCCGGCGUUGAAGCAUAUCUUGAGGCGAGUCCGAUGGGGGCGCCGAUGUAUGCGAGACAUGGUUUCGAGCCGGUCAAGAAGGUGGCGUUGGAUUUGAGGAAGUAUGAGGGGAAGGAGAUUAUGGAAUUCAUCCUUAUGAAAAGACCGGCCAAAGUGGGAACACCCUAAUAUGUUAGACGUCUACCGCGCAAUGCGAUAGAUCUGCCUCUCGGGACUUGAACUGCCUGAGUGCCACCUCUGCACAGUUCCACCGUCUCAAACUUACGAGCGAUUGGGUGCUACAUACCACGAAACCGUCGCGGUUAUACGCAUGCAUAGUUGUAGUUGCCAUCUCCAAUAAACGCUGCUGUACAGUGGGG